AACACUGUGCUCCGGCAUCUAAAGGAAUCAAGAUGAGGCCAAUAUUGAUGAAGGGCCAUGAAAGGCCUUUAACUUUCUUGAAAUACAAUAGAGAUGGAGAUCUCCUCUUCUCUUGCGCUAAGGACCAUACCCCUACCGUUUGGUUUGCUGAUAACGGCGAACGCCUCGGCACUUAUCGUGGCCAUAACGGUGCCGUUUGGUGCUGCGACGUUUCCAGGGAUUCGUCCAGGCUAAUAACUGGAAGUGCUGAUCAGACUGCAAUGCUGUGGGACGUCCAAACUGGUACCCAGCUGUACACAUUCGGCUUUGACUCCCCUGCUAGGUCUGUUGAUUUUUCGGUUGGCGAAAAGCUUGCAGUGAUCACCACUGAUCCUUUUAUGGGACUCACAUCUGCUAUCCAUGUUAAACGCAUCAGCAGAGACCCCAGUGACCAAAUUGGUGAUUCGGUGCUUAUCUUAAAGGGUCCCCAGGGAAGAAUCAACAGAGCUGUGUGGGGACCCCUGAAUAAAACAAUUAUAAGUGCUGGUGAAGAUGCUGUAAUACGUAUAUGGGAUGUCGAGACUGGAAAGAUACUGAAGGAGUCUGAUACAGAAAUCGGUCAUAAAAAGGGUAUUACAUCACUACAAAAAUCAGUGGAUGGUUCGCACUUCAUUACUGGUUCCCUUGAUAAAUCUGCAAAGCUCUGGGACAUCAGAACUUUGACACUUAUCAAGAACUAUACAACUGAACGACCAGUGAAUGCUGUUGCUAUGUCACCGCUUCUUAAUCAUGUGGUUUUGGGAGGUGGUCAGGAUGCUUCAGCUGUCACCACUACUGAUCAUCGUGCUGGAAAGUUUGAGGCCAAAUUCUAUGACAAGAUUCUUACUGAAGAAAUCGGAGGCGUUAAAGGGCAUUUUGGACCAAUUAAUGCUUUGGCUUUCAAUCCUGAUGGGAAAAGUUUCGCAAGUGGUGGUGAAGAUGGAUAUGUGAGAUUGCAUCAUUUUGACCAUGAUUACUUCAACAUCAAGAUUUAGAUUUUGAUAGGACGACGAUUUGGUAGUUAGCUCUUUUGGGUGUCCAGUAGAAAAGGAUGGUGCUUACUGAUGUUUCUCUGGAAGCGACUUUUCGAUCAUCUCCAAUGAAUUUCUUGUAUUCUUCUAUUGUUGCAAGCUAUGUUUUUCGCACUGGAGAAAAUAACAUUUUGUUCAUGGACAAGUUAAGCAAAACAUAUUUACUGGUUA
Messenger RNA from Lycium ferocissimum, 1220 nucleotides. RefSeq names its product eukaryotic translation initiation factor 3 subunit I-like. Gene Ontology annotation, molecular function: RNA binding; translation initiation factor activity; protein binding. Bases 33 to 1013 code for a protein of 326 amino acids. Lineage: Eukaryota; Viridiplantae; Streptophyta; Magnoliopsida; Solanales; Solanaceae. The record is from RefSeq and is a predicted model, not a curated record. Gene Ontology annotation, biological process: cytoplasmic translational initiation. Gene Ontology annotation, cellular component: cytoplasm; eukaryotic translation initiation factor 3 complex, eIF3m. The transcript has 8 exons.